Dictyostelium discoideum AX4 is the source of this 1338-nucleotide messenger RNA. RefSeq lists its product as hypothetical. The record is from RefSeq and is a predicted model, not a curated record. The transcript has 2 exons. Bases 1 to 1338 code for a protein of 445 amino acids. Lineage: Eukaryota; Evosea; Eumycetozoa; Dictyosteliales; Dictyosteliaceae.
AUGAAAAUUAAAGUUAUAUCAAGAUCAGAAGAAGAAGAAACUAAAGAAAAAGCAUCAGAUGUUAGAAAAUUACAUAGAAAUUUAGAUCCAAAUUUACAUCCAUUUGAAAGACCUAGAGAAUAUGUUAGAGCAUUGAAUGCAACUAAAUUGGAUAGAGUAUUUGCAAAACCAUUUAUUGGAUCAUUAUCAGGACAUACAGAUGGUAUUUUCACAAUGACAAGACAUCCAACACUUUUGAAUAAUGUAGCAAGUGGUAGUUGUGAUGGUGUAAUUAAAUUAUGGAAUCUUACAUCAUUAACAGAGCGUACAACAGUUCAAGCACAUAAUGGAUUCGUUCGUGGAUUAGUAUUUACACCAGAUGGUAAACAUAUGGUAAGUUGUGGUGAAGAUAAAACCAUUAAAAUGUGGAAAUUAGAUUUACCAGAAUAUACAUUCAAUCAAGAGGUAAUUUCAAUCUAUAAUGGAAAGAAUGCAUUCACAUCGAUUGAUCAUCAAUUAAAUAGUACAACCUUUGCAACUAGUGGACCAACAUCAGUUGAAAUUUGGAAACAUCAACGUUCUACACCCAUUCAAACACUUCAAUGGGGUCAUUCAACCAUUACCAAAGUUAAAUUCAAUCCAAUUGAAACUCAUCUUUUAGCAAGUUGUACCACUGAUCGUGAUAUUAUCCUCUACGAUAUUCGUGAGAAUUCACCUGCUCAAAAAUUAACAACCUCAAUGAGAUCAAAUUCAAUCGCUUGGUGUCCAACUGAAUCAUUUACAUUGGCAAUUGCAAAUGAAGAUGAAAAUGUUUACCAAUAUGAUAUUAGAAAUCUUUCAAAAGCAAUGACAGUACAUAGAGAUCAUGUAGGUUCAGUAUUGGAUAUCGAUUACUCUCCAACCGGUAGAGAGAUUGUUUCAGGUUCAUACGAUAAAACCAUUCGUAUCUUUCCUGUCGAUAGUUAUAAAUCACGUGAAGUUUAUUAUACAAAUAGAAUGCAAAGAAUUUUCUCAGUUUUAUUCACUGCCGAUAGUAGAUUCAUUCUCUCUGGUAGUGAUGAUAUGAAUAUUAGAGUUUGGAAAGCAAAUAGUUCUGCUCCAUUAGGUAUCCUUUCAAAUCGUGAAAAAGAGAAAUUAGAAUAUCAAGAUAAAAUCAAAGAGAAAUUCAAAGAAAUACCUGAACUUAAAACUAUUGCAACCCACAGAAGAGUACCACAACUCGUUUAUAAAAGAAGAUUUAUUAAAAAUGAAAUUCAUAAAGCAAAACAAAGAAGAGUUAAAAAUAUUUCAAAUAAUUCUGGUAAAUCUCCAAAAGUUGAAAAAGUUUUAUCAAAACAUACAAUUAAAGUUGAUAAUUAA